UUUUACUACGCAUCCUAUAUCACUCUCUCUAAGGAACACUAUUCUAAAUCAAACUCCUCCAUUAACCUAUUCUCAUCGGCUACGUACUCUCCGAGGUCUCAUCUGCAGCCAUGGAUGUAUGCGGCGAUGACUACUAUGGCGAUGACAAUUCUGAUACCAAUAAUUCCUAUGACGACAGGGACGAAGACGACGAAUAUAUGAUAACGGACAAAAACUAUGAGAUCCUGACGGUAGCAAAACUUGAGAAACGUCAGGAAGAUGAGAUUUCUAAAGUUUCUACUUCUCUUUCAAUACCCCGAAACGCAGCCACCCUUCUACUCCAUCAUUAUAGAUGGACUGAUACCAAAUUAUUUGAUGACUGGUUCGAUGACGAAGACAAGGUGCGCGAAGAGGCUGGCUUGUUAAACAAGGAACGUAAUGAGUGUUCUUGUUCUAGAGACGGAGAGCUAACUUGUAAUAUCUGUUUUGAUUCUUUUACGUUGGAGAAUUUUACUUCUGCUGUCUGUGGUCAUUGUUUCUGUAAAAUUUGCUAUGUUACGUAUAUUACAGGACGUAUCCAUGAUGGUAUGGGAUGCUUGACGAUGAGAUGUCCUGAAUGGGGCUGUAAAGUUGUGGUGGAUCGGGACAUGAUCGAGGGUUUUAGAGAGUUGUCGGAUGAAUACAAGAGCAAGUACAAUCGGUUCCUUGUCCGAUCAUAUGUGGAGGAGAGUCGGAAAAGUAUUAUCAAGUGGUGUCCUGGUAAGGACUGCGACAACGCGGUGCAGCUUUUCGAGAGUAAUAGCCGAAAUUUCGAUGUUACUUGCGAGUGUUCGUGGGAGUUUUGCUGGAAUUGUCAGGAGGAGAUGCACAGUCCAGUGGAUUGCGAGACGGCCGGGAAUUGGAUUAGGAAGAAUGGCUCAGAGUCGGAGAACAUGAACUGGGUUAUAGCUUAUACGAAGCCUUGUCCGAAAUGUAAGAGUCCGAUUGAGAAAAAUGCAGGAUGUUCGCAUAUGACUUGUAGGUUUUCAUGCAAACACCAGUUUUGCUGGCUAUGCCUUGGAGAUUGGAAUAACCAUAACCAUCGAUGCAAUACUUAUGAUCAGAGAGCCCAAGGGGCAGUUAAUGAAGAAGAAAAGAAGAGAUCUGAGGCUAAGCAACUAAUACAAAGGUACAAUCAUUACUACCAACGAUGGGCGAAUAAUCAUUCUUCAAGGAUGAAGUCUCGAGGAGACCUCGAAAAGGUUCGAACUCAGGAUAAAUGGAAGCUCGCUGAGACAUAUGGAAAAACCGAAAUCGAACUGAGAGCAUUAGAAGAAGCUUGGAUUCAAAUCAUUGAGUGCAGGAGAAUUCUAAGGUGGAGUUAUGCAUACGGGUAUUAUAUACCACGCGAUAAUUUAGCUAACAAGAAUCUUUUCGAGGACUUGCAAUGGCAAGCCGAGUCUAAUUUGGAAAAGCUUCAUAAAUGUGUAGAAACUGAUGUUUUACAGUUUCUGUUAGAGUCAGAACCAGGAUUAGGACUACCAGGAGCUGAUGAGUACAAAGCUUUUGAUAUGAACUUGAAGAAUCUUACUCUUGUCGUCAAAAAUUUCUUUCACAGUUUGUUUAUAGUAAUGCAGAAUGGCCUUGAACAUGUGGAUUCUUUUCCAAGAAACAAGAAGCAGAAGCAAUAAAAAAUUUAUCAGGUAUAAUGUUAAUCUAUUUAGUCUUUUCUUUUGAUAAAAUGUAAUUUAUAAGACUGUUAA
Mercurialis annua (annual mercury) is the source of this 1721-nucleotide messenger RNA. RefSeq names its product probable E3 ubiquitin-protein ligase ARI8. Lineage: Eukaryota; Viridiplantae; Streptophyta; Magnoliopsida; Malpighiales; Euphorbiaceae. Gene Ontology annotation, cellular component: cytoplasm; ubiquitin ligase complex. The record is from RefSeq and is a predicted model, not a curated record. Bases 111 to 1649 code for a protein of 512 amino acids. Gene Ontology annotation, molecular function: ubiquitin conjugating enzyme binding; ubiquitin protein ligase activity; zinc ion binding. Gene Ontology annotation, biological process: positive regulation of proteasomal ubiquitin-dependent protein catabolic process; protein polyubiquitination; ubiquitin-dependent protein catabolic process. The transcript has a single exon.